AUGUCUUCAACAAACUAUCCUUGCAAAUCCAACGUAUUGACUGUCGAAGAAUAUUCCCACAAGAAAUUUGCUAAGCAUACAAACAAGCGCAAGCAAAAAGAAAUGGAAGAUAAGGAAAAUGAAAUCAGUGUACAAACUAUAUUGGAAAUGGCAAACAACAAAACGGAACAACCCUCAAGCAAAAGAAAACAAACUAAAGCUUUAUUUAGACCCUGGCUCGAUGAUGAAGUUACGAUAAAAGAAACAAAGCCUAGCACAACAACAAAAGUUUUAAAGCCAACAGCUUCUAAUCAAAUCAAGGCACGAACACAGCAAACAAAAUGGAAUCGCCAACAACUUGCCCAGCUCAUACAUCAAUACAAUCAACAGGCUCAACAGUAUUUGUUGCAACAACAAUAUUAUGCCUAUUAUCAACAGCAACAAGUUGCCGCUGCUAAGCUGCGACAUACUAUAUAUCUACAGCAACUACAACAACAAGUUUUAACUAGCGUUUAA
Lucilia cuprina (Australian sheep blowfly) is the source of this 495-nucleotide messenger RNA. RefSeq names its product putative transcriptional regulator cudA. Bases 1 to 495 code for a protein of 164 amino acids. The record is from RefSeq and is a predicted model, not a curated record. The transcript has 2 exons. Lineage: Eukaryota; Metazoa; Arthropoda; Insecta; Diptera; Calliphoridae.